This is a messenger RNA of Agrilus planipennis (emerald ash borer), 1124 nucleotides long. RefSeq names its product transport and Golgi organization protein 11 (gene Tango11). The transcript is spliced from 2 exons. The record is from RefSeq and is a predicted model, not a curated record. Lineage: Eukaryota; Metazoa; Arthropoda; Insecta; Coleoptera; Buprestidae. Bases 152 to 835 code for a protein of 227 amino acids.
AGAUAAUAUAAUAAAGGUUAUUUUUUAUUCUUUAAUUAAAGAUCGAAGAUAAAAAUUGCAGUUGCGGUAUUUCUGUUUUUUGGAAAUAUUUAAAUUUAUGAGUAUAAGUGUAAAGUACCUAUUACGAUUGUAAGUUUAUGUUUUCGUUAGAAUGUCCAAUAAUGCAAGUCCUGAACAUUAUAAUGAACUUGAGGAUGCAUUUAUGUCAGACGCCACAUUUAAAGUUGAUAUAAGUCAGAAAAUGAAAGUGCCAAGUAAAAUAAGUUUCGGGGGCGAUACCCCUAAUGGUAUAAACUUAUGGAGCAGUAGUGAAGCAAUUAAUAUGCAAGUUCCUGAAAGAAUUCUUGUUGUGGGACAACACCAACAUAUAGGAACAAGAGCUCCACCAAGAGAAAUCAUUUAUGAUAAUUCAAUUUUACCAAAUGAUCAAUACACAAAUGAAGUCAGGGUAGCUACACCACCUAGAACAUUGACACUAGACAAGUAUCCUUUCCCUAGAGUAAGUGCAGAAGAGGAAGAACCUGAAGAGGAAGAGAAAGAAUUUGCCUUUGAUAGAAUACCAGUAGUAAGAGCAAAGACUAAAUUUGAUUUAAAUGAAAGUCUAAAUGAUAGCCGUAUUUCUCUGAGAGAAUCAACACCUCCUAUUGGUCAUGGUGAAAAACUAACUCCCGCAGAAGAAAUUUAUCACCUACGCUGUCAAAUGGCUAAGCUUAAUAGACGUAUUAUGGCUCUUGAAUUAGAAAAUUUGAACAGACUUCAAAGAGAAAAGAUCUUGUAUGGAAUGGGAAUUGCUUACUUCUUAUUAAAAGCUAUUAUAUGGUUGAAUAGGUACUAAAAUAAGGUGCUCCAGCUAGUUUUGCCUCAAAGUUCAUCUUCUAUGUGCCAUAUCUUUAAUUUUAUCAAAACAGGUUUUUUUAUGCUACCUAUAGUAUGUUCAUAUGACCCACCUGUUAAUUAUAAAUGCACACUUGAGAGUUUUGAGGCAAAAGUUCAUCCCAAAGUUGAUAAAAUUAGUAUUGUAUAAAAUAAUGAUUUGUUAGUAAUUGUAUGAAAACUAAAUUAGAUGACAAUUUGAAUGUUUUAUUAAAUACAACUGUAUUUAAAUAAAUAAGUACCAAAUAUUU